Molecule: messenger RNA, 1652 nt
Organism: Cadophora gregata
Lineage: Eukaryota; Fungi; Ascomycota; Leotiomycetes; Helotiales; Ploettnerulaceae
Exons: 3
Coding region: 402-1112 (236 amino acids)
Molecular function (GO): protein binding
Source: RefSeq, a predicted model, not a curated record
AAUCCGGGUCGCAAACUACACAGGAAUACUCUAGACGUUCGUUCAUUCCUUUGAAUCGCAAUAUCUAGAGACUUUCUUGCCAGGACCCCAGUCAAUCUUUUGUGCGUCAGUUUUCCAGAAACAACCAACCUCGACACUCUUUUCGUCGCUCAUUAACCCCACAAUCUCGAUAUCCAGCACCCCCUUCAACACAACCACCGCAGUCAUGUUCAAGCGCUCGUUCCGAACAAACGAUCGCGUGGAGAAGCCUGUCAAGCUGAAGAAGUCGUAUCGGGAUCCCACGAAGUUGGCGAAGUUGCAGAAGUCGUUCGAUCAGAGCCCGCCAGUCGGGAGUACUCUGACCUCGCCGAUUGUGACCUUCACUAUUGGCAAGGAAGGACGGUUAUUUGCAGCGCACGAGGAUGUCCUUACAAUGUCGCCGUUCUUUGCGGCGGCCUGUAGGGGUCAGUUCCUCGAGGCAGGGAGCAAGAGGAUCGAUCUUCCAGACGAGGAACCUGAGAUCUUCUCAUGUGUUCUCGAGUAUCUAUACGUAUGUGUACCACAAUUUUCGGUCUCUUGACAUCUGCCCAGUUGCGCUGGCGAUUGAUCUCAAUCUGCGCAUUUGCUUACCUUCUCUCCAGAAGGGCGAUUACUACCCCCGCUUGCUCCACAACAAGCGCAGAAACUCUUGGGAGCUCGAGGAUGCGGUGUCAUCACCAAACCCAGAAAACCCUGGUGGUCGCGGAUCCGUCGAGGCUACAACCUACAUCUCCAGCGUGCGCGAACACCUCUUGAAGGAUACCGUUAUAUACUGUGCAGCGGAGAAGUACGGCCUGGAGGAACUCAAGCGCCUUGCCCUCAAAAAGCAGGGUCUGCAGAGCGGUAUCGAGGUCGCUACCAUCCUUCGCUCUGCGCGGUAUGCGUAUGACAACACGCCGGACACGGACUCACGGCUUCGCGCUCAUUAUCUCGCCUUGAUCAUCAGAUGUCGCAAGACAUUUAAGAGGAGCGGAACCAUGCAGACAGAAAUGGAGAGUGGCGGUAAACUUUUCUUUGACCUCUUCGUCGCACUAUGCAACCAUGUCGAUGACAUUGUGGAGAUGGGGAAUGCCAAAUCUCCCAAGACUAUCUAAAGUUGCAUAUGUGAUGUACGAUUGGGUACCAUAGCUCGGAGUUACAUUUCCAAAUUGGCCUCGAGGACGAUUGUCUAUCUCCAUCAGAUUGGACCAUAUGGAACAUUACGGGCGGCAAGCUCGCUCACAAUUUUCCCUUCAACAACAUGAGGUUUGGCCACCUUCCGAUGAACCUACCAAGCGUUCUCAACUCUACUUUUCUAAUACCCCCUCGCGCUUUGCUGUUUUGGAAAUUGAACUAUCACCACUACGGACGGAAAGGAUUUGCGUUUGCUUUUUAGUACCCUUGUAUCUCUCUGCGCCAUGUAUAUGUAUGUAUCCUGCGGGUAUAGCAUGUUCUGGCGAGGGAACGAGGUGCUAUCCACGGUCGGGCGACCACUUCGCACCACUCUUCUCCUAUUUCUGUUGGGAUGUAUGGGGAUGCUAUUGCUGAUGUUGUUCAUGUCUUGAUGAUGUGAAUGGGACUGUCCCUAGUGGAUGAGCCAGACGAGGCCCUUGUCAUGGCAGAUAAUGAGAGAUUCGGCCACCUCAAACCUUGUG